AUGCGAGACAGCAGUAACAAGAGGGGCAAAUCCCUCCCUGGAGAGGCCCCUCCCCACUCCCUCACAGGCGGCAGGGGAGUCUCCGUAGUGUGCGGGAAGUCCAGGGUGAUGGGGAGGACCUGUGGUGGCCGGGCUGUGGAGGCGUGGUCCCAGGGCUUGCAUGUCUGUGGAGCUAUGCUCUUGAACUCCAGCUGGCUCCUUUCCGCCGCCUACUGCUUACUCAAGAAAUCCAAAGCCCCAGGGAACUACGGAGUUCUGUUAGGAAGCACCCAGCUGUACCAGUGCACCCAGCACACCCGGGAGGUGUCUGUGAGCCAGAUUAUCACACACCCAGACUUCGAGAAGUUACAUCCCUUUGGGAGCGACAUCACCAUGUUGCAGCUGCUCUUUCCUGUGAACUUCACCUCCUACACCAUCCCUGCCUGCCUCCCAGUCCCUGGCAUGAAGCUCCCCAGGGACUCAUCCUGCUGGAUAACUGGCUGGGGGAUGCUCAACGAGGAAAGGCCCCACAUGUGGGACAAGGACGCCGACAUGUGGGAUGAGGAUUCCCACAUGUGGGACAAGGACCCCCACAUGUAG
Budorcas taxicolor (takin) is the source of this 579-nucleotide messenger RNA. Its product is annotated as putative serine protease 47. The record is from RefSeq and is a predicted model, not a curated record. Gene Ontology annotation, biological process: proteolysis. Gene Ontology annotation, molecular function: serine-type endopeptidase activity. NCBI's taxonomy places the organism in Eukaryota, Metazoa, Chordata, Mammalia, Artiodactyla, Bovidae.